Messenger RNA from Suillus fuscotomentosus, 195 nucleotides. RefSeq lists its product as uncharacterized. The annotation marks the transcript as partial. Lineage: Eukaryota; Fungi; Basidiomycota; Agaricomycetes; Boletales; Suillaceae. The record is from RefSeq and is a predicted model, not a curated record. The transcript has a single exon.
CUUGAAUGCGGAGUUGGAAUCCUGCACACUCUCUGGUUUGGUAGAGAGUCACAAUAUCAUGCUUUGGUUCUUGGCCUCCUCAGGCCAUCACUGCACGAUCUUUUCUUUACACAUGAUCAAAAAUUCAGCCUUCAUACUGUUGUAAAUCUAGGAAUCCAACUGGUGAGUCAUUUUGUGCUGGGUUUUUGCAGAUGA